AUGAGAAGCGAGAACGAUCCAAAUGCAUACCGAUUAGGUCGUAUUGGCCCGCACUAUGUGGUCAUCAACCGUCCCCGGUUCGGGCGGUCUGGCCAGCUCCCCGCUUCCCAGAUUGUGAACGGAAUGAAGAGCACAUUUCCUGGCAUGCGCUUUUGGCUCCUUGUUGGUAUCGGUGGAGGGGCUCCAUCCCAGAAGGCCGAUAUCCGCCUGGGAGAUGUCGUGCUGGGCAUGUCGGUUCUGCCUUACAAGAAGGGCAAGGAGAAAGACAACACCUUUAAGAUUACCGGCAAGGCAAAAGAGCCCCCAGUUGAGCUUCUUGAUGUUGUUACAGAACUGAAACACAAAUUGGAUUACGAACUGUCGUUGGACCAGAUGCUUGAUACUGUGCUUCAGCGGCUACUCGCAUCACAGCCUGAUUCACAGGGUGCCCUUAGGAGAAAUUAUCGCCGCCCAUCAAACGAUCACCUAUGGAGGAGCGAUUAUAUCCAUGGAGACAACGAUUGUGACUGUCUCCAUCAACCACCAAAUGAUACUUCCAGAUCAAUCCAACGUGUGCAGCGCGACACUGAGCAGCUCAUACAAACACACUGCGGUAUCAUUGGAUCAGCGGAUCAAGUGAUGAAGAACGCAAGAAAGCGAGACAUGUUGGCUCGCGAGGAAGACAUCAUAUGCUUUGAGAUGGAAGCAACCGCUGCGAUGGAAGCAGCAACUGGCAACCAAGCCCUCACCGGGUGUAUGUCAAUUCGAGGCAUUUCCGACUAUUCAGAUGGACAUAAAAAUGAUUUAUGGCACAAUUACGCGGCCUUUUCAGCGGCAGUGUGCGCCGCAGAGCUGCUAAAGUGUCUUUCGCUAAAGACUGUCCUCAAAAUGACAAUCAAACUGACCCUAGAGGAUCUAAAAAUUAUUGUCCAUUCAGCUGUUAGUGGUGUCGACGCCAGAAUCAAUGGGCGCUUGAACACCGCUGACAACCAAAUGAAACAACUGCAGGCCGCAAAUGUCAAAAUCCAGGAAAGCAUUAGUUUCCUCGAUAACUUCGCCGAAAACCAGAAGAAGUUUAACGAAAGUGAAAUGAAGGAUAUGCGAGUCGCUUGCCAGCAGAAGCUGGAUGAAUCAAUCCGUGGUCUGCAGAGGCAGGCUAAGAUUGAAGCUGCGAAAGCCGACUACGUAACUCGGGCGGAGUGGGAAAAAUUCAAAAAGCAGAUUGAAAAUACGGCAGAGAAGUCAAGCAAAUUAGCCACUGUCGAGGAAGUGUUCGAGACUACUGCUGAACUUGCCGAAUGUAUCACUGAAGAUGUAAAAGGCAAAAGAGUCGGUUCUGUCUCAAGUUACUUCAGGUUUGGGUCAAUGUUUGCAGGCCACGCCAGAAGUUUCAGAGGAAUAGACGGUGGCGUUUUCUCCAUCGCCUGUAACAUUCGAUACUCCAAGCUCGUCGCAAUCAGACCAUACAGAUUCGACUUCAAACGGUGA
Molecule: messenger RNA, 1467 nt
Organism: Fusarium verticillioides 7600
Lineage: Eukaryota; Fungi; Ascomycota; Sordariomycetes; Hypocreales; Nectriaceae
Exons: 2
Coding region: 1-1467 (488 amino acids)
Biological process (GO): nucleoside metabolic process
Molecular function (GO): catalytic activity
Source: RefSeq, a predicted model, not a curated record